AUGUAUGAACAUGCCAGAGGAAAAAAGAAGCCGGACACGAUGUCGCCUGUCGAAGCGAGACAAACCGCAUCAUUCCAUUGGACGCGGAAAAUCCUAGCUCUUCCAGGCUUCGCUCUUCAUGAUCGUCGGCAUUCUGAGACUUGCUUGAACAGGACGACUAGCAGCUGCAUCAUACAUGUGCAGCGUCGACUUUCCGGAGUCUUAGACCGCUGUGCGGGGUGGCUUUCAACGGAUUGCCGACAACAUGUUGCAAGUGGGAGCAUGCGCAUUGCUGUCUGGUUGGAAAGAUCGCCAUGGGAUGUGGCGGCGACCUGCUGGUUGGAGUGUCGGAUAUGCGCUUUCGUCGCACAGUGGCAAUCUCAAGCGCAAGGAGUAUUCGUGCCAAGAACCUUGUUACCGAGCAUGCGCUCAGUGGAAGCUCUGGUCUUCGAUGCGCAGCCGCUGUGA
This is a messenger RNA of Symbiodinium sp. CCMP2592, 447 nucleotides long. The record is from the annotation of a GenBank genome assembly. NCBI's taxonomy places the organism in Eukaryota, Dinophyceae, Suessiales, Symbiodiniaceae.